Molecule: messenger RNA, 2668 nt
Organism: Alnus glutinosa
Lineage: Eukaryota; Viridiplantae; Streptophyta; Magnoliopsida; Fagales; Betulaceae
Product: G-type lectin S-receptor-like serine/threonine-protein kinase RLK1
Exons: 2
Coding region: 45-2468 (807 amino acids)
Biological process (GO): protein phosphorylation
Molecular function (GO): ATP binding; protein serine/threonine kinase activity
Source: RefSeq, a predicted model, not a curated record
UUAACCCACUUGUUGUAAUUGUAUGAGGCCAGUUUCUUUUCUCAAUGGCUCUUUUUCUUGCUCAUGCUCUCUUUUCCUUCCUACUUCUGCUACCAACUUUUUCUGUUGCUCAAACCAAUGGUAAAAUAACUGUGAACCUUUCUCUGUCUACAACUGAUGACUCUCCAUGGCUUUCUCCUUCUCGUGAUUUUGCCUUCGGCUUUCGCCAGUCGUUCAACAGCCCAGAUUUCUUCUUGCUUUCUAUAUGGUACUACAACGUACCGGACAAAACCAUAGUUUGGCAUGCAAAGAUUAAUGGGGAUAAGCUUGCUCCAAGGGGAUCAAAGGUGAAGCUAACUGCGGAUCGAGGCCUAGUGCUUACUGGCCCUCAAGGCGAAGACUUAUGGACCUCUCAGAGCCUUACUGGUGAUGCUACCUAUGGUGUAAUGAACGAUACAGGCAACUUUGUUCUGGAAGAUGGCAAUUUCAAAAAGGUAUGGGAAAGCUUCCAGAAUCCUACUGAUACCAUCUUGCCUACACAGAUUAUGGAAAGAACAGGGGCGCUUUCUUCCCGCCAGUCAGAGACUAACUUUUCAAAAGGAAAGUUCCAGCUACGCUUCGAUCAGGACGGUAAUCUUGCGCUCAAUACCAUAAACUUGCCCACAGAUGAACCAAAUCCACCUUAUUACAAAAAAGAAAGCACUGCUAGUAAGCAAUUGGUCUUCAAUGAGUCUGGCGACUUUUAUAUCCUAAAAGAGAAUGACGAACGCAUCACCCUCGCACAGGGAAGUCUCUCAACUGGGAAUUUAUAUUUUAGAGUUACCCUAAACUUUGAUGGAAUUUUCGCUCUGUAUUCUCACCCAAAGACUUCCACAGGCAAUGAAAGGUGGACGGCCAUUUGGUCUGAACCUGAUAAUAUUUGCCUGGCUCCUGUGGAUUCUGUUAGUUCAAUGACCGGUGUUUGUGGGUAUAACAGUAUCUGCAAACUCAACCCACAAGAUAAAAGGCCGACGUGUGAAUGCCCAAGAAGAUACUCUUUACUCGAUCCAAAUGAUCCGUAUGGAAGCUGCAAGCCAGACUUCAUACAGCUCGGAUGCACAGAAGAUGAAGUUAAUUCCCAACAAGAUCUGUAUUAUUUAGAGCAACUAACAAAUACUAAUUGGCCAUUCUCAGAUUACAAUAAGUUAACGGCUUUUUCUGAAGAGAAAUGCAGAAAUUCUUGCUUGCAAGAUUGCAUGUGUGCUGCUGCAGUAUUUUCGACCAACAAUGUCUGUUGGAAGAAGAAGCUACCACUCUCCUUCGGGAGAUUUGACGAAAAUGAUGGGGGGAAGGUUUUUAUCAAAGUUAGGAAUGGUAAUUCCACACUACCUGGUCCUUCUUUCGGCUCUUUCCCAAAUCCACGCAAUGAGCCAGUGGAAAAGAAGAAGAACCAGGACGGUUUGAUCCUUGUACUGUCGUUGCUUCUGGGCUGCUCUGUGUUUGUUAUCUUUAUAUUGAUUGGCGCUACUUGUCAUGGAUUUUUCUACAAAAAGAAAGUAAGCGAUAUUGACAGAAAUGGGUCUGUCUUGCAAAUGAAUUUGCGUUGCCUUACAUACAAAGAGCUUCUAGAGGCUACAGAUGGGUUCAAGGAAGAAUUGGGAAGAGGAGCUUUCGGUAUUGUUUACAAAGGGGCGCUAAAGAUGGGUUCUAAUGUACUUCCUGUGGCAGUCAAGAAGUUAAAUAGCUCUGCACAAGAGAAAGAGAUGGAAUUUAAAGCUGAAGUGGAAAUUAUUGGUAAGACACAUCACAAGAAUCUGGUUAGACUGAUUGGAUUUUGUGAUGAGGGCGCGCAACGGUUACUGGUAUACGAGUUCUUGAGUAAUGGAACUUUAGCAGGUUUCCUUUUUGGAGACUUGAAACCAAAUUGGAAGCAAAGAGUCCAAAUUGCUUUUGGGAUUGCGAGAGGACUCUUGUAUUUACAUGAAGAGUGCAACACUCAGAUUAUCCACUGCGACAUAAAGCCUCAGAACAUACUUCUUGAUGAAUAUUACAACGCUCGAAUUUGUGACUUUGGAUUAGCAAAGCUUUUGAUGAUGGAUCAGAGCCAAACUCAAACCGCCAUUAGAGGAACAAAAGGGUAUGUUGCACCUGAAUGGUUUAGGAACAUGCCAAUCACGGCUAAAGUUGAUGUGUACAGCUUUGGUGUUAUGCUGCUAGAGAUCAUUUGUUGUCGAAGAAGCGUAUUUGUAGAAUCUGACAGAGAGGAUGAAGCAAUUUUAACUGAUUGGGCUUAUGACUGCUUUCGAGAAGGAACAUUAGAUGUUCUGGUAGAAUAUAACAUGGAGGCCUUGGAUGACAUGGAGAAGCUAGAGAGGUUUGUCAAGGUUGCCAUUUGGUGUAUUCAAGAAGGGCCAUCUCUUAGACCCACUAUGAGGAAGGUUAUGCAUAUGCUUGAAGGUGUUGUUGAUGUACCUAUUCCACCAUGUCCAUCUCCCUUUACCACUACAUGAAGUUGCAACCAGCAUUUAUCACUUGACAUUUUAAAGAAUUACAGUUUUUUUUUUUUUUUUUUUUUUUUUUAAAGCAUUUGCUCUGUUUUGUAAUCUAAUAUUAGUAUUAAUUUAGACUUAAGCUGUGGUUUGCAUAUGAAAGUAGGAUACAAACUUAAUUGGUGUGAGAAAUUGUUUUCUUUAUAUUAUUCAAUUGAGCA